AUGAGCCCACCGAACUUACCCAUGGGAAAACCAUAUUCGUUUCUUAUGAACAAAGAACGUCCAGUGUCGGGUCAAAAUUCUCUCAAAGUCAAAAAAGAAUCCCACAAGAUCACCAAGAACGCGCCAUUGCCAAUACCUCAGAAAUUGAUCAAGCAGAUAGUGGAGCCUCGAAUUAUCUAUACCGUGCCUCAAAGAGUCAUCCACGUCAGUCCCAAGGACUUCAAAGACGUCGUCCAAAGCCUCACCGGAAUGGAACAACCUACCGGAGUCAGUAAAGUUUCGCCCGCAGCGAGGCUUGCUUGGACGGGAGAAACGAGUCCGGAGAAGAAAGAAAAGUCUUCUUGUAGUAAUGGAGAUGAUGACAUGACGAGGAUGUUGGAUACUGGCGUGCAAAUGGGCCAGCUUCCCGGAAUCUUAUUGCCAGUGCCGGAGAUAUUGCCGCCGAAAUCAUAUGAGAAUUUUUUGCCACCGGUAUUGCCGCAAAUGCAGUAUAACAACUUUUUGCCACCUGUAUUACCUCAAAACCAGUAUAAUAACUUUUUGCUCCCAACAUUAACGCAAAACCAGUAUAACAACUUUUUGCCCCCAACAUUACCGCAAAACCAGUAUAACAACUUUUCGCCGUUAACAACAUCUGAGAUAUUUUCUCAGACGAAUUUGCCACCUAUAGCUUCAGAUACUUUCUUGAGAGAUACUUGGCAGAAGGAACCAUCAGAUAUUUUCUCGCCAGUGACUUUGCCACAAUCAGAUAUUUUUUCGCCGAGGACUUUGCCACCUACACAGCCAGAUAAUUUCUUGCCAGACAAUUGGCAGCCGUGGGAUAUUUUAUCGCCGCCGGUGACAUUGCCACCGACAAUGUCGGAUAAUUUAUUGCCAGACAAUUGGCAGCCGUCGGAUAUUUUAUUCGCAGACACUUGGCAACCGUCGGAUAGUUUCUCGCCGGUGGCAUUACCGCCGACACAGUCAGAUAUUUGCUCAACAGACACUUGGCAACCGUCGGAUAUUUUAUCACCAGACACCUUGCAACCCUCGGAUGUUUUAUCAGCAGACACAUGGGAACCGUCGGAUAUUCUGUCGCCACCAUCGACACAAUCAGAUACUUUCUCGACAGACCCUUGGCAGCGGAUACAGCCGGAUAUUUACUCGCCGGCAGCAUUGCCACAGACAACAUCAGACACUUGGCUAUCAUCGAAUACAUUCUCACCGGAGACAUUACAACCGAAACCAUAUGAGGUAUUUUCACCGGUGUUGUCUUACGCUGACGUUCGGCAUGAGAACAACAUCUUAGCAAAACCGCCGGAAUUUGUUCCAGCUGACAUUGUUCCGCGGCAGAGGCCAAACCAGUUCAAUUAUUUCCAUUACGGCUAA
Lathyrus sativus (Indian pea) is the source of this 1368-nucleotide messenger RNA. NCBI's taxonomy places the organism in Eukaryota, Viridiplantae, Streptophyta, Magnoliopsida, Fabales, Fabaceae. The record is from the annotation of a GenBank genome assembly.